AUGCAAGAUCGAACUCUCCUCAACCCAUCCGAAGCCGAAAAGCUGAAUGCAUCGCUUGACUCGUUCCUACGCUUGCUCUCCGGCCACAUAUUCAUAGAGGCGAGCAGUCGGGUCCUCGAAUGGCUUGUCCGACAUUUCCGUAUCACCGAGUUCAAUAUCGAUGGCGUUAUGGAAUGUUUCUUGCCGUACCAUGAUUCGCCUUUGUUCGUGCGUAUCUUGUCGAUUCUUCACCUUAAUAGAUCCGCUGGCGGCAUCAAUUGGACCUUCCUGGAGGCGUUCAAAAAGAUCAAUCAAUCCAUGCCCAGAGAUUCACUCCUUCUUGCGAUGGAGAAGGAUUCAGAGCUGCUGCGGUUUGUCGUGAACAUGCUUCCUAAAGGAUUGGAAGAAAGCACCGCCCAUCGAGCAUUGAUCAACUUUUACACGGUCACACUGCUCGGUUUUAUCAAGAGACAAAAGACAAUCGAUGAAAACAUAUCUGCCAUACUUCUUCCAGCAUUCUCUCGGAUACCAGAUUACAGUGACGUAGAUGCAAGGCUCGGGGCCUACAUGGUGCUCGUCUCGCUUUCACGGAAGACACGAUUCACAUCGAAGGCCCUCAAAGUACUGGUUACGGCUAUCACAAAAUCGCAUCAUUCCGACGGGGACGCGGCACAUCUUAUCUCAGCAGUUGUUGCUAUCUGCGCGUCUCAGGACGAGCUGGACAGCAUCCAGAAGAAAGCCGCGAGCGCGCUCGCCGACAUCCCAGAGAUCGAGAUUUGGUUGACCGAAGCGACUACCAUAAUGGGUUCCGAGACCUUCCUACGACCGCUCAUUACUACCAUGAGCUCGCAUCUCGAUCUUACAAGAUAUUCGACUGUCUUGGCGUCGCUUUUCCAAAGCAACAACUUACCGCAGGUGCUUGUAGCGCAUGCGUGCAGCACCAUUGCACGUCGUUUGGCUGAAGCGACCCGCGAAAACUCCUCUCAGCUGGAUGCGAUCAAAGAUCUGGGAGUCUGUCUCCAGCAAAGACAUCCCCAAGCAUUCGCCGUUGCUGUUCAGUCCUUCAAGGAGGCCGAGAAUUCUGACCUCAUCCAAUCACUGGAAGGCGUGCUUGCUAAUCUCACCGUGGCAGAAGCCCAUGCAGGAGAUGCGGAACAAUCGAUUGUGUUGGGUGCCUUUAGUGCUGAUACUGCUGUACGAGCGUCCAGCACGCGUCAGCUUCUGGAUUCUUUCACAAACAAGGAAGACUUGGCACCAAAUGUUCUUACCUCGCUUUGCUCGGCGUUGUUGGCGCGCGUGGCGGACAGCGAGAGCGAAGUGUUAGAGGUCCUUUAUGCCGAUCCCGACAGGCUGCUUGAUGCUGUAUCCCAUGACAAUCUUUAUGCCGCCAUCAGAGAUGCCGUCGCACGCGACUUACCGAAGAAACAAUUACUGACCCAUCUGGACUUCAUCGCCUCUAGUCUGCUUAUUCAACAUACGGAACUGAGCAGCGCUGCUUUCUUCGACGUGUUCUUGCCCCAUCUGCUCUUCACCAAAACGAAUAACAAAACUAGUUCUGCUGUAUGGGACCUUCUUUUGAAGAGCGAAUUAUCACGCCUUCCUUUGCUCCAGGGUGUUGCGGACCUAUUUAAAAACGGGGCGGUGGACGACGAUGAGACCAGGCACGACCGUCUAGCCGAAAUCAAUUUAUUCGUUGCCAAGAAAAUCGCAGACAACCUUGUCAGCUCGGACCAUUAUAAAGAUCUAGUGAACUCAUUCAUCAAGAAGACAUCAGAAGGCCCAUUGAAUUCGCAGUUGUUCGCAAGUUUAGUCAUUCAUGCCCUAUUAGCUCGGGUUUCCGGUGAACAUCAAGUGGAUUUGGGCUACGAAGUUCUUGCGUUCCUCCGGACACAUUCGCAGUCAACUUUUGUUGCAGAUGAAGAUACAACCACGAAAUUAGCCGAGGACAUUUACACCCGAUCUAAGGCAGCUCGCACAAUACGACAAUUACAAAUCGCUCUGCUUUACUCUGUAGCUGAAGUAGGCCGACCCGUCAACGUGAAGUUCGAUUUCUUGUGCGAUGUUGAGGCUGUGACAGAGAAUGAUGGUCGAGGCAUGCGAUAUGCCGCCCUUUCCAGAGCCGUGUUUCGAUUCUCAAAUCAAGAUGGGGUGUCUUCUCCUGCUCGAACAAAAUGUCUCAUAAGACUCUUCAAAACUCUUGGAGAUGACUGUCUGGCAGUGUUAUCUGGCAUUUGGGCGGAUCAUUCAACUCCUCCACAAACAAGAGCUGCUGCGUUGUCCCUUGGCAGCGCUAUGCUUCAGUCUGUCGAGUCCGACGACACCAUCGACUAUCAAGUUGUCUUGCCUUCCGUACUUGUCUCUCUCAGCGAUCCCUCCGUAAUUGUCCGUGAAGGAGGCAUUCAAUGCCUUAAGGUGCUGGCCGGUCUUUUUAGAUCCCACAAGAAGCCCAAGGCUAUCUUUGCGAUUGACGCGUUGUAUGGACUGCAGUCUUCACACGUCCAGUAUCUCGAACACAAUGACACUGCACAGUACAUCGAAAUUUUGCUGCAACACAGUGAUGAAAUUCUUCUCGAUGGAUCUGUUCUUCAGGGCAUUCAUUCUGCGUCACUAAUGAAAGAGAAAGGAGAAGGAAAGAAAAAGACAACAUUCAAGGAGAAAGUUCUAUAUUUCCUCUUGUCACACAUCGUCGCGUGGCGCAGCGCUCAUGCCAGGACAACGCUUCUCUGGCUCAUUUGCAAUGUCCACUCCGCUAUCAAACUUGAGAUGCUGCUGCCCUUCUUGCAGAAGACUGUUUCGGCGAUCCAAGAGAAUCAAGCGGCACAUCAUGACCUAGUGCAACCACUCUCAGCUUCUGUGUCCCGGAAUCUCCUGAACAUCUUCGACGACACUGCAGUUUCAUCAUUGAACGACCAAGCAAACGAUAGUUUUGCUGUUCUGAAAACAUGCAUCUCGAUUCCCUUGGAAAAUGCCUUCGAACGAUCCGUAUAUGACGGCACUCUCGAUGUUCUGAGAUCUUCGAUAACGAAAGAAAUCAUGAUUGAGAGAGCAAUUGAAUUGCUUCAACUCUGUGUAGAAACGAUCGUUGCAUCAGAACAGGCACAUAUUGUCCUGAAGCAAGUGAUCUCCGAUCUACUAGUCGAUACCGUUGUUAUCGCAGCCUUGAUCAGAAGUAUGCGCCCCACUGACGACACGUCUGAACCGUCGGCAAAGCGACCUAAGACAGAUAACUUCGUCUCUGAAUCCGCUAGAUCUUCUAUCCGUCAACUCUCUCUCCUUGUUGAGAUCGUCUCAACGAAGAGCCUUCCCGGUGACAUCAACCUCAUUUCAGUCUUGCUUGAAACUCUCGGCAUGCUGGUCAAUUCUCCGAGCCUUUCCAGUGUGGAUGUCGAUUACACCUUACAGCUUAUCUUGUUGGCUAUCAUGAACAAUGCUUUUGCUGUUCAGAACGAUGUGUCCCACUCCUCUAAUUCCCUGAGAAUAGAUAUUGUCGUUGAUCUGAUUCGCACGACAGCCAACCCUCAGACCUCCCGUCAGGCCCUCUUGACUGUAGGAAGUCUGGCCCGAUUGUCCAACGACUCCGUCUUGCACAACAUCAUGCCGAUCUUUAUGUUCAUGGGCUCUACGGUGUUCCAAAACGAUGACGCUUAUAGUUUCAGCGUCAUCUCCAAGACUAUCGACAGCAUUGUGCCAGUCAUGGCGAAUUCACUGAAAGAACAGCGAACUACUCAGUUCGACCUCUACCAGCGUUCGCGCGAGUUCCUUCGUGUAUUCACUGAUGCAUCAACACACAUUCCGCGCCACCGGCGGUCGAAGUUUUUCAUUCAUCUCGUGGACGUGUUGGGACCUCAGGAUUUCCUGGUUCCCAUAUGUCUAUUGCUUGUGGACAACACGGCCUUCCGCGUCGUGAAGCAGAAGGCUAUCGACGUCCCCUCCACAUUCGCUAUUCCUUUGGCGUGCUUACAGAAGAGAACUAUAUCUGAAAGGCUAUCGGUUUUGCAGGAGGUCAUGGAGGAAGCUAAGCGGCUUAGCAAGAAGCUAGCAGAUGCGAGUCACGCGGAACCAGUGACAUUCUUGGACAUGUCAAAGUCGAUUGAUGCGCGAGAACGGAUACCUAAACCUGACGUGGCCCUCACGCGACAAAUUCAGGCGCUCCUUCUUUUUGUGGGAACAGCUAUAGAGUUAUUGAAGACACCUCAAGGAGUGGAGGACAGCGAAUUGGAUGCUUCAAUGAAGCGUUUUGUCUUCCAGCUCUUGGAGUUGGCACAAGACCCGACGGAAGGGAAGCGAGAUGCGGUCAUCUCGACAACUGCCUUUGCGGCCUUGGAUAAGGCCAUGUCUAUUAUCUCUGUGCCGACAUUUUCUCACGCCAUCCUGAACAUGCUGGACACCGACGAUACAGGACUGCAGCGCGCUGCAUUGUCCCUCAUUUCGCGACUCAACAAUGUCACUGCCAAAGGUCGACGGGGUAUUGCCGCGACAAUGGCGAAUAUCAUUGCCCGCGUCGUUUCUCUGGUCGUCAAGUUCCAGAAGGACUCGGCAAGUGUCGUUGCCUUGCAGGCGAUGGACAUUAUUGCACGAACUGCGAUGGCAGGUGAAGAGAGCGCCCUCGCCCAAGCUGCUGGCCCAUUGACGCAGUUUGCUGCCCGUCAAGUGGUACAACAGCAGCUCUCGGUACUGAACAUACUUGAUAUUCUUUUGGGAAAACUCGGUCCGAGGCUGAUCCCGAACCUGCUUCCUAUUAUCGAACUCUGCACGUCCAUCAUUUCCACGUCCGACGAAGUGGAUCUACGGGUCAAGGCAUUCACCGUCCCUUCAAGUGUGCUCAAAGCACUUCCCAACUUCGUCGGCUCCUACUUGUCGCGUGUCCUUGAUGCCGGCCUUGACGUCUCUCGGGCUCUGCCGAUUGAGGUCGAGUCCGCCCGCGUUGCAUUGCUUCGCACUACAGCAAAGCAGAUCAAAGGCCGGACGCUCCUCCCUGCUCUUGAGAAGGCCUGGCAAGUAACUGCUUCGCGUGAAGCCCCGUCCGUUAAGUUCCUCGGGCUCUACUCCGACCUGCUGCAGAGAUCACUUCGUGCAGCGGACCGAGCGGACGUCCUCGGCGAAUUGCGCCCGCUUUUCAAGCUUUUCCUCGAUAUCUUCGACGUCCGCUCCUCGUAUGUCAUCGCAGAAGCGAGCGCCGAGUUUGCGGCAGUCGAGAGCGUCGCUUUGUCCGCGUUCUUACAGGUCGUGGUCAAACUAAGCGAUACCGCCUUCAGACCGCUUUUCAGGAAACUGUAUGACUGGCAUCUCGAGGGAGGCAAGACGGCGCGAGGGAUCACGUUCUAUCGCUUAGUCGGGUCUCUCUUAGACCAGCUGAAGGAGAUCAUCACCCCGUAUAUGGCGAUUCUGUUUGACCGAACAGUGGAGUUGCUGAGGGAAUACGCCACGGGACAGGCGGAGAGCGGAGAGCUGUGGCUGGAGAUGAUCGACGUCCUCAGGAAGUCGUUCGAAUAUGAUGAUGGAGGGUUCUGGAGAGACAAUACCAUGAUGAAAAUCAUGUCCCCUCUGGUGGAUCAGAUCGACGUAUGCCCUCGUAUUACCCGUUCCUCUUGCUCCAGCACAACGCCGAACAACGCACUAACCGCCUGCCUGUCGACCAUGUGCAAGUCGGCGAGUGACGAUACGGCGAAAGCGCUCAACCUCGCCGUGUGGAUGAAAGCCCGCUCCGAGGUCGUCCAGACCAAGUUGUGUAUGUUAUCCUGUGCACAGGCCCUCUGGAAGCGGGACGGUGAGCGGUUAUCCACUGCGGGGUAUGCAGCGGAGACGGUGGCGUUCCUUGUAGAAUGUCUGGAGGACGCCAGCGAGGUGGUCGAGAACGAAGCGCGGGUAUUCCAACGACAGCUCACCAAACUCGUGGGACCGCUCGACGCACUCAUCGAUUAGGAACCUCGGUUCCACUGUUCCCCAUCCCCGAAAUUCACCUACCCAAAAUCACCAUUGGUGUUGACCCCUGGUAUCAUCUACUAGUAUAUCCCAUACCUAUUUAAAUCAGGAAGGGGGCAAUGACAAUAUUACAC
Molecule: messenger RNA, 6035 nt
Organism: Dacryopinax primogenitus
Lineage: Eukaryota; Fungi; Basidiomycota; Dacrymycetes; Dacrymycetales; Dacrymycetaceae
Exons: 17
Coding region: 1-5901 (1966 amino acids)
Biological process (GO): maturation of SSU-rRNA from tricistronic rRNA transcript (SSU-rRNA, 5.8S rRNA, LSU-rRNA); positive regulation of transcription by RNA polymerase I
Cellular component (GO): t-UTP complex; small-subunit processome; 90S preribosome
Molecular function (GO): snoRNA binding
Source: RefSeq, a predicted model, not a curated record